Messenger RNA from Asparagus officinalis (garden asparagus), 1678 nucleotides. RefSeq lists its product as uncharacterized. The transcript has 13 exons. Lineage: Eukaryota; Viridiplantae; Streptophyta; Magnoliopsida; Asparagales; Asparagaceae. Bases 175 to 1506 code for a protein of 443 amino acids. The record is from RefSeq and is a predicted model, not a curated record. Gene Ontology annotation, cellular component: plastid.
CCCCGCCGCCGCCGCUUCCGGAGGAGGAGUAUCAGCAGUUCGUAGACUCCGAUCUCUGGGAUCUGCCUUCAAAUCUGCUGAAACCUCUGAGAGGAGACGAAAGAUGUAAUCUUGUGAUCGAAGGUUGUAUUGCAAGUAGGCUUGGAAGGUGAAGAAAUUGGAAUUUGGGCUCUUAUGAAGUAUGUCGAAGAAGCUGAUUUUGGUCCCGGACCGCCAAUUCACACGCUGUACGUAGUUGGGGUUUUGGACCGGAAAAUAGAAAAUUUAGGAGAUUCUUGUAAAUGGAUAUCCAAGGAUACUGCAUUGGGUUUGCUCCUGGAAGUAAGCAAAUAUUCUGAUCGCAUUGGACCUUUUGUGUUUAUUGGAUUACUGCAUGAUUCAACUGACAGCGAAAAGUGGAAAGACUCUCUGACCACUCUCUAUCAGGAAUACCCUCCAGGUGUCAUGCUUUUCCCUAUGAAGAGUAUAACGGGAGAACCUUUUCAUACAACAAAUCUUGUUGUUAUGGUACCACACAAUGUUGGUAAUAAUAAAUCUGAAAGUUCAGCUUAUAUCACUUAUGGAGAUGCAUUGCUUAUGGAUCCUGGUUGUUGUACACAAUCCCAAUCAGAGCUUGCAGAUCUUGUUGGUGCAUUGCCGAAAAAACUAGUCGUCUUCGUUACUCAUCACCAUUAUGACCAUAUUGACGGUCUUUCAAUUGUCCAAAAAUACAAUCCAGAUUCAAUUCUCUUGGCACAUAAAAAUACCAUGAGUCGAAUCGGCAAAGGUACUUGGUCUCUUGGUUAUACAUCGAUUUCUGGCGGUGAGAAGAUAUGCAUAGGUGGACAAACUUUGGAAGCAAUAUUUGCUCCGGGUCAUACUGAUGGUCAUCUUGCUCUUCUACAUGUUAGUACAAACUCGCUUGUAGUAGGAGAUCAUUGUGUAGGUCAUGGGAGUGCAGUACUGGAUAUCAAAGGUGGAGGUAAUAUGAAGGACUAUUUCUUAACAACAUACAAGUUUCUGGAGCUCUCUCCACAUGUACUGAUACCAAUGCAUGGUAGAAUCAACUUAUGGCCCAAAAGGAUGCUUUGUGGAUACAUUAAGAAUCGCAGAGCUAGAGAAUUGUCAAUUUUGAAAGCCAUAGAAAGUGGGGCACGAACACUAUUUGAUAUAACUGCCAAGUCAUAUGCUAAUGUGGACACCAACAUGUGGCUUCCAGCUUCACUGAAUGUGCAAAUUCAUGUUGAUCAUUUGGCUCAACGGGAGAAGUUACCUAAGGAUUUUUCCAUGAAAAAGUUUCAAGCAUCCUGUCAUCAUUUGCGUUUUCUUUCUCAAUGGAUAUGGAUAUUUCUGAUGGAGCGCAAAGAUUUUUCCUUGAAAGUGUAUCAAGUAACCAGUCGUCUACGGUUUCUUGGUCAAUGGACAUGGAGAGUCCUAGAAGGGCACAAAGUAAGUGCCAUCAAAGUGCUUACAGUUCUCGGGAUUGCUGGUCUUGCAUUGUCUCUUGCACUUAAAUGUACAUAUUGAUGUAUAUUAUCCAGGUUUUAUCUCAGCUUUAGAAAGAAUUUUUAACUCCAUAAAUACAAUUGGUAGCCAACUGUUUGCAAAGGGAUAAAAGCAAAACAUGUAAGUGAGACCUUAUUCGAGAAGUAUGGAUGAAGAUCAUAAUACCAAAGAUCUGUGUUAUUGUAUGUGCUUA